Colletotrichum destructivum is the source of this 3969-nucleotide messenger RNA. RefSeq lists its product as uncharacterized. The record is from RefSeq and is a predicted model, not a curated record. Bases 1477 to 3306 code for a protein of 609 amino acids. The transcript has 4 exons. NCBI's taxonomy places the organism in Eukaryota, Fungi, Ascomycota, Sordariomycetes, Glomerellales, Glomerellaceae.
CAAUGAGUGCUGCGAACCUCCGUAGCUGCCGAUUGUUCACUCCGGCGAUCGCCGGGGGGAACCGGACAUCCUUCCGUUGAAUCUCCCCGCCCCUCCGACUCAAUCCUGCUGCUAUUUGGAACUGAAAGACUCAUCACACUUUUGCAGUGGGGUCAUUUUGAUUUUCUUCGUAUUUUCCUUUCCCUCAUCGGCGUUUUCGUUCAUCAGCUUGAUAACCGGAUUCGAACAUCAGCCAUAGUAACUUGAUCUGGGGCCUUUCAUGACAGUGCGAAUCACAAUCCCAAUACAAUCCUAAUACAAUCCCACAAUGCCCUUCUUCCCUUACACCGGCCCAAGGCGCCCGCCAGACUCCCAUCAUUGGGCACGUGUAGGACGCCAGUUCCGGUUCCCAAGACUCGUUCAUGAUUUCCUUGCCACCGCCAUGCUCCCGGGCCGAGAAACGCAAAGAUGAUUCUGAUUAAUUCUGAUAACCUGGUUUUGCUCACCUGCCAUCAGCCAUAGCGCCCCUUUGUCUCAAGAUCUCUCGCUCAAGGUACGCCAGAGUUAUAGGAGGCGCCCUCUUUCGGCCCAUACCAAACACGGUUGUUUCUUUCAAUAAAAGCUUCAUAAAGCCAUCUCGCAGCUUUGCACUGGGCAAAAAGUCGGCCAUGUUUUGCAAUGGAAGAGCAUGUCAGCUCACUCAGGACAAAGCCACAAAGCUCGUCUGCAGUGGAUUCAUGUGAAGGGCAGUCUGAUGGCCUCUCAAGCCGCAAGUUGAAGACUUGAGCCCUGGAGCUUACAGUGAAGGCAGUGGUCCCGUCCGAUUCUCUGCUCACUGCCCUCGUCCAGCCCUCCGUCCAGUCCUCCGUCCAGUUCAGUGCCCCGUCCAGUGCCCCGUCUCAUUUCCCGUUCCCAAAUGUCAGCCAAGUACUAAAUGAAACAUAGGGCUCAGAAGCUGGAAACAGGAAGCCACGACGGUAGGCUUGGUGUUUUGAAGAGGAAAGACCGAACCUGCCCAAUGGAACGCCUUCUGGGAUCAUAGCCAGGUGGUUUCGCUCGCUUAUUGUUGUUUUCUUUUCCGCACUUCCUUGAUCUCGCCACGCGUCGCUUCCCCCGAAAUCGCCAUUCGCCGCCAAUAUCGUGAGACUCAACUACGGCAGCUGGUUGCCAGCAUUGGCAAUAGCUGGCGUCCAAUUCUCGCUUCUCGAUUCCGGUUCAAGGUACUUCGCGUUCAGACGGCAACUUUACCUGGGAAACUGCUUUCUGACCGUCACCAGUUUCCUUAACCGACCGAGCCUGGUAAGGUUGCCAUCUUCGAACCUGCAAGGUCAACCGUCUUGACGCCAUCGCAGAACUCGUUGCGUCUCGUACCCCUUCACGUUUCAAAAAGCAAUCCAAUCUCCUUCCUCUCAUAGUCUCUUUUCGUUUCAUCAUCUUUUCGGGACGCUUGUCGUCCAUUACACUCCUUUACCCCCCGGUGAACACUCCUCAUGCAUCAUGAAGAAGAAAUCCAUGAAUACCCUCGCCAAUCUGGCGUCUCGUCGCCGCGAUAAGGGUAGCGAGAAGAACAAGGACGCAGAAGCCAAAGUGGCAGCGCUUCCCUCGUUGCCUGCGAGCACCAGCACAUUGGGACCUCCCAUGAGCGCCCCUGCAUUGACAGGCAACCAAGAUCAAACUGUCGACCGCUUGGCUAGCGAGCUCUUGGAAAGCACCAUAUACAACCAUCCAAACGGCCUCCGGAGCCAUCCUUCGGUUUUCCUCUGUGCUACGGAGCCAAUGGUGUUCUCUUCUUACUCCUCGGGACAGAUGUCCAAGAUGGCUCCUAGCUCUCACGAUCUCAAUAUUGAUCUUCCGUCAGACCAGAACGAUGCCCAGUCUUAUGCCCAAACCCCCUCGGCAGAUCACCCUAAGCCCGGCAUCCCUCGCAAGUCUUCACGUCGGCGACGAGGCAAACGCGCGAAUAACGUCCACGCGGAGACUCGCCCCGCGAACCAUCCCUUCCCACAGUCGAAAACUACAAUGCUUGAUGUUGGCAACAGACAUGGAGUUCUCUUGUCCGGUUCGACGACGGCUCCACUCGGCGGAACGGUCAAGCAGGCUGCUGGUCGGAUGCCUAGCAUCACCCCUGAUACUGCCAACCUCAAUUUGGUGAACGACAAAGUCGCUGCGAUGCUGGCUGCCACUGAGGCUCUGAAACCUCGCGACUCUCAGGAGAGCACCCCGAAGACCCCAAAACCUCCACGAAAUCGUUGCAAGAAGGUUAUGUCCAAAGUUCGCCAGGCGUUUGACAUUUUCCAGUCAAAGCCGAAGACUCCUGAGUCCAAGAUCAGAGGCAAGAUCUCGGCACCAGUUGCUCUCACGACCUGCGACUUGCCCAACCCAGCGGCGCAUUACCAUCUGGAAAAGGUUGAGGAGGCUUCUCCUGCCGAUUCCGUCGAUCUCGGCGUAACCGAUGACUACAAUACGAUUGGCAGCCGCAAGAUGAAGAAGUCACAAACGAUCAUCGGAGGAUGUAUCCUCCGAAAGCCUGAUUCUAAGGACGGGAGCGCCGCAUCCUUUGACGACCCUUUUUCCGAGGCAUACGAGAUCAUCCGUACCCCCACUCCCUUCGAGCAUCGAUUGAAAAUCAGCAGGGACUCGACGGAUGAUAUACCGCCGGUCCCGGCCCUCAAUCCCUUCGCAUCCGAGCGAAACUUCGAUGCCGAUCUCGAGGGGAUUCUUUCCGAGAAGCCCCUCUGCGCUUCCACCCCUCGCACCCGUACUGACCGCAAAGCUGUUGCUCACGAUAGUCCUUCAAAGAGAUACACCAAGGGAUGCGAUCGCCAUCUAGCUACCCUGAAAGAGGCGGAGAGCAGCACUGGUGCUCGUGCCAUUGCCCCGCGGAAGCUGAAACUAAGUGGCGGCUUGAGACUGUUCAGCGACCAGCCCGAGUUGAACGUGAAGAAGCACCCGUCUCCCAGCAAGGCGGACCUAAACGAUUUGGAGACUCGGUUCCGUGCUUAUGCGAUUGAUCAGAUCAAGAAAGCGCCGGUCGAAGAGCGCGAGGCACUGGAGAUCAAGUUCGCGGGUCUCAUCGGACCCAAUGCGCUGACCCCACGCGACAAGAACAUUCCGAUGAAGCCGUGCGCCUCCAAGUAUACCGCAGACGAGUCCAGUGCCAUGGCGGAGCGUCAGUACACUCGAGAAUCCUCGGGUUUGUCGUCCACGCAAUCUCGCAUUCCUCGCCCUGUCGGGCCGACGGCUAUCAGAGUUCCAUACGCUCCUCGAUUCGCACCUCAGCGCCAGCCGACCAACUUCGACGCUUUGGAGAUUGACGAGCUUCAGUAGGAUGUUUCCGUUGACUCUCCUCGCCCGCGUCGUCAUUGAGAUAUGAACAUGGACGUUUGCGAAAGAAGAUUGUCACUUGGUUUUCUUCUGGUUUGUUGAGAUCAAAAUUCAACAUGGUAUGCAAGGGAAGGCUUAUCGGGCAAUCUCCUUUGCCCAACUCUCGGCUGCCUUCGCGGGAGCAAGACAGUAUCUGGGAACAUAUCCACUUGAGGCUGGUCGGCAUACAGCAAACGCGACUAUCACCCUUCUUUCCGACGACUACGCUCAACUACGAGCUAUGGCACGGCUUUUCCCUGGGUUCAGCACGCAUCUCGUCACCCAUCUCUGUUGAGUAUUUCAGCAGUUUGACAACGGGUACAUCUACCAACCGUCGCAAGUCUAGCAUCGCCACCAAUUUGUAAGUGUACAGGCAAUUUCAACGAACGCCCCUGCGCAUCACAUCGCGCACUUUUCCUUACUUUUCAGGCUUGCCGUCGGCGAUACGGCCCCUUGAGAAUGCACAGCCGUAAUACAAGCCCUGCUGCACCUAAGCACAGGCACAUGGUUGCCUUGCAUUCUCUGGUUUACGGGUUUUUUUCUCACUCAAAUUGUUUCUCUUUGAGCCUAGGGCAAGCGGGAAUGGAAUUGGAUGGAUCAAUAUUCGACCACCCACCCCAUUCCCUA